GCUCAUCCAGGAUCCCACCGCACUCAGGGAUACUUGGAUCUUUCGGGCUGGAUGCUGUAGCUCAGUCUUGGCCUGGUGUGUGUGAGUGUGUGUGAGGUCCCUGCAUCGCCCCGCGUGCAGACAUGGGCCCCUGGAUUACUGUGCUCCUGGCCGCCAUCGCCCUCACUCGGGUGAAUACCGUCUCCUGCCAGGAAGACGCCAAGAGCGACACUUGUGUGGACAAUGGUCAAGUGUACGCCAACAAAGAAAUGUGGAGCCCUGAGCCCUGCCGGAUCUGCGUGUGCGAGUCCGGCAGCGCCAUGUGCGAGGCCGUGGUUUGCGAGGACCUCGGCGACUGCGCCCAGACCGUGACCCCGGAGGGCGAGUGCUGUCCGGUGUGCGUCAACCCGCCGUCCGUUUCUACCGCGGACCCUUCCGCAGCUCCGGCGGAGUCGGAGGGCCUGAGCUGCGAGGUGGAGGGCGAGCUUCACCCCCACAACGAUAUCUGGAAGCCCGUGCCGUGUCGCGUGUGCGUGUGCGACAACGGCGUGAGCAUCUGCAGCGACGUGCAGUGCGAGGCCGUCCCCAACUGCCAUCAAAUGGUCACGCCGGAAGGAGAGUGCUGCCCAGUGUGUGAGAACCUGGCCAGCGCCACCAGACACAUCGAAAUCAUGAGCUAUAGGGGACAGAAAGGUGAACCAGGCGACAUCCCCCAACUGGUGGGACUCCCCGGACCCCAUGGGCCCCACGGUCGUCCAGGUGCUCCGGGUAGACCUGGAUUGAGGGGUUUUAAAGGCCGCAGGGGAUACCCAGGACCUCAAGGCUUUGAUGGAGAGCCUGGCAUACCUGGAAACCCAGGCCAAUCGGGCCCCCCGGGUCAUCCUUCCCUUCCUGGGGGCAACUUUGUAUCACAAAUGGCGUCGGGUUUCAACGAGAAGUCCGCGGGCCAGACCGCCAUGCUCACAUCAAACAGGGGUGAAGUAGGACCACGAGGGCCACCUGGAGCAUCCGGAGUGCCGGGUCCAAGUGGAGGUCAGGGACUCCCAGGAGAGCACGGAGAACCAGGACAAAUGGGUGAACAAGGUGUUCGAGGACCGGAAGGAUUGCCAGGAAAACCUGGAGUUGAUGGGGAGCCCGGACCUGUGGGUGCUCCGGGAGAAAAUGGAUUCCCAGGAUCAUUGGGUGCUCGUGGGUUACCCGGUACUCCAGGUCUUCCUGGUCAUAAAGGUCACAAGGGUUUGCAAGGCACUUUUGGUCCCAGGGGCGAGUCCGGACCUGUUGGUGUCAAGGGUGGUUCUGGAACUCCUGGUGCGAUGGGUACUACUGGCCCAGCGGGUCCGCCAGGAUUACUCGGAGAAAGAGGACGAGCGGGGCAACCUGGAUCUCCCGGAAAGCGUGGUGUGUCGGGACAUGUUGGCAAACCAGGACCUCUGGGUGCGAUUGGAAUCCCUGGUGUACCGGGCUUCCCAGGUGUCCUUGGACAGAAGGGUGAAGUGGGACCAAUUGGUGUGCGAGGAAGUCUGGGGCAGCAGGGACCCAGAGGAGAUGCGGGCCACGUUGGACCACCAGGGCCCACUGGACAGCAGGGAGCCAUGGGGCCUGAUGGAGCACCAGGGACCAGGGGCAUAACGGGUUUGUCAGGUGUCCAGGGUCCGUCGGGACUUUUAGGUAAAGUUGGGCCCCCAGGCCCUCAGGGAACCACAGGAAUACAUGGACCAAAAGGCCAAGAUGGUGAUGUUGGCGUGGCCGGUGUCAAAGGAGAAGCUGGAUUUAAAGGCGAAAGAGGGGACCAUGGCGUUCCAGGUGUGAUCGGUCCUAUGGGAGAUGAUGGCAAACGUGGACCUCGAGGUGAUGCUGGGUCUGUGGGCGACCCAGGACCUGCAGGCGAGACCGGUCCCCCUGGUAAUCGCGGGUUCCCUGGCACGGAUGGUUUUGCUGGUGCAAAGGGAGCACAGGGCGAGAGAGGCCCGCCAGGGACAACCGGCACUAAAGGCCUGACCGGAGAUGCGGGACGACCUGGAGAGACCGGUUUAACUGGCGCUCGGGGCCUGUCUGGAAUUAUCGGCGCCGAAGGAUCAGAAGGCAAGCCGGGGCCGCAGGGCGCAGCAGGAGAUGACGGCAAACCGGGUCCAGCUGGUUCUGCAGGAGGUCGAGGUUUAGCUGGACCCAUGGGCCAGCCUGGACCAAAGGGCCUUACUGGCGAUGGCGGGAAGAUUGGUGAGGCUGGCAGUUCUGGCCAACCAGGUCAAAGGGGCGUCAACGGAAAAGACGGCGAGGAGGGAGCUGCCGGUCCAGCUGGUCCAGCGGGUUCUGCAGGAAAGAGAGGCGAGCAGGGACCACAGGGACCGAUUGGGUUCCAGGGUUUGCCUGGAGUUCCCGGACCACCUGGAGAAUCUGGCAAACCCGGAAAUGAGGGACUUGUCGGAGAGGAAGGCGCCGAUGGAGCUUCAGGAUUGAGAGGAGAAAGAGGUGCUCCAGGUGAAAGAGGUGAAACUGGACCCAAAGGACUGCUGGGGUCUAAAGGUAGUCCGGGUAGCCCAGGCCCAGAUGGACUAAAGGGGAAACCAGGUACCAAGGGAGCUUUUGGAGAGGCAGGAAGUCCAGGACUUCAGGGGAUGCCAGGGGAAAGAGGCAUCUCAGGAGUUCCGGGACCAAAGGGGGAUGUGGGCUCUGUUGGGGACGCAGGACAAGAAGGCAAAGCCGGAGUCGAUGGGACUCGGGGUGCAUCUGGUCCUGUUGGACCUCCAGGCUCCACUGGUCCCAAUGGUGCCAAGGGUGAACCAGGAUCACCGGGACCCAAUGGCCGUCGAGGGACUAGAGGAGUACCGGGUAUGGGAGGUCAACCUGGUUCCACUGGUGCUGCCGGGUUCCCUGGACCAUCAGGUGCUGAGGGUCAGCCUGGUGCUAAAGGUGACACCGGAGAACCAGGUCUUAAAGGAGAGGCAGGACCACCUGGACCACCAGGAAUAGCUGGAAUACCAGGUGUACAGGGUCAAGUUGGUUUGACUGGACUGAAAGGGGGCAGAGGAACACAGGGGUCAGCGGGUUCUUCUGGUUUCCCUGGCUUACCUGGAGGUGUGGGACCACCUGGUUCACUUGGAGCUGUCGGUGCAGACGGGCCCAUUGGUUUGCCAGGAAAACAAGGCCCCUCCGGUAUUCGUGGGGAAAAUGGGCCCAAUGGUCUUCAGGGAGAGAUUGGUGCCCCAGGCCCUGCGGGUGGCUCUGGGGAGAAGGGCGAAUCGGGAGAGGACGGUUCUCCAGGUCUUACUGGACCUCCGGGACCAGCUGGUGCCACAGGACAGCGAGGUGUUGUCGGUGAACCUGGAGUCAGAGGAGAGGGAGGAAUGCCAGGACUGCCUGGACCCGCGGGUCCACCUGGAAAAGAUGGAACUCCUGGAGUUCAAGGCGGCAAAGGUCCCCCUGCUGGAGUUGGUCCACCGGGAGCUACCGGGGCAAGAGGAGAUGCUGGUCCUGAGGGCGUUAUUGGUGAAGAGGGACCCCCAGGGAUGGACGGACUUGUAGGAGCAAGGGGUGAUCGAGGUGAUGCUGGUCCUGAGGGUUUGGCAGGAGGCCCAGGCUCUUUAGGAAAUGAGGGUCCAGUCGGAGUUACUGGUAGUCCAGGACAAACAGGUGAAAAAGGUGGCAAAGGCUCUCCGGGACCCCAUGGACCACCUGGAGUCCGAGGCAAAGUGGGCCCACAAGGACCACAGGGUGAUAAAGGAUCAGCUGGUGAACAAGGAGAGAGGGGCCAGAAAGGUCACAUAGGUUUUACUGGUCUCCAAGGAUUGCCAGGAAACGCCGGUACUUCUGGGGAUGUGGGCGCUCGAGGUAUUGUGGGACCAUCUGGACCAAGGGGACCUCCGGGAGUGUCGGGUCCACCUGGAAAGGAGGGGAACAUAGGCCAGCCAGGAGCCAUGGGAGCCCCAGGAAGCAGGGGAGCCAGUGGCGACAUUGGCACCCAGGGUCCCCAAGGAGAACCAGGACCUCAAGGACCUCCAGGUCCACCUGGACCACCCAGUGCGGCUAUGAUGGAAUUAUUUGAAGCUCCUCUGGAUUAUAAUGUCAAAGGCGUGACGGAGGGUGCGGAGUUCUUUAAGGAUGACAAUACGGUCAACCCCCCUCCACUCCCAGAAUUUAACAAAGACGAGGCCCUUCCUAAUCGGAAUCCCGCCGUCGUCGAUGUUGCACUCAAGACCCUCACCAGGCAUUUGCAGAACCUCCGUAGUCCGGAUGGGACCAAAGAGAACCCUGCAAAAACAUGUCAGGACAUCAAGCAAUGCUAUCCUCAGAAAACAAACGGCGAGUACUGGAUCGAUCCAAACCAAGGAAACACAAAAGAUGCCAUCAAAGUCUUCUGCAACAUGGAAAGUGGUGAAACUUGCAUCUCUGCUAACCCAGCCAACAUUUCCCGCAAAUCCUGGUGGACAAAAUCCACUCCAACCGCCAACAAACCCGUCUGGUUCGGAGCCCACAUGAACGGCGGAACACGAUUCCUCUACGGCAACGGCGAGGAGAAGCCAAACGUUGUGGCGGUCCAAGUGAAGCUCCUGCAGCUUCUCUCCAAGGAGUCCCGCCAGACCAUCACCUACCACUGCAAGAACAGCGUGGCCUACAAAGACGGCAAAGGCUACCUGAAGAAGGCCCUGGUUCUAAGAGGCGCCAACGGUCAGGAGCUGAGGGCCCAGGGCAGCAACCGCCUGAGGUACGCCGUCAUGGAAGACGGCUGCGCGAAACCCACCGGCGGCUGGGCUAAGACCGUGUUGGAAUACAGAACUCAAACCCCAGUCAGGCUGCCAAUUGUGGACGUGGCGCCCAUGGACAUUGGAAAGGCCGAUCAGGAGUUCGGCCUCGACCUGGGACCUGUGUGUUUCUCAUAAAAGCUCAAACGGGGGGGGAAGGGGAUUAUAAUUUUUCUGUAUGACAAUCCGAGAAAAGGACUGGAUGAAGGGCACACCAUCGCCGUCACGUGUGUGGCGUGGACCCGAGACGCGCGACUAUUAUUUAUUCAUCUUGUCCGGGAAGACCGUCACCUCGUCUUUGGAGUGAAGAUGUGAAGUAACGCCCCCGUACUUCCAUUACUUGACUUGUUUGACAGCGGUAUUAUUUAAAGGGGAACAUUAUCACAAUUUCAAAAGGGUUAAAAACAAUAAAAAUCAGUUCCCAGUG
Molecule: messenger RNA, 5145 nt
Organism: Nerophis ophidion (straightnose pipefish)
Lineage: Eukaryota; Metazoa; Chordata; Actinopteri; Syngnathiformes; Syngnathidae
Product: collagen alpha-1(II) chain-like
Exons: 55
Coding region: 123-4856 (1577 amino acids)
Molecular function (GO): extracellular matrix structural constituent; protein binding
Source: RefSeq, a predicted model, not a curated record